AUGCGCUCAGUGGCGCUUGUCCCGUUGUUCGGCCGAGCGCUUCAUUUUAUAAUUGAUGAUAGCGAGGCAGAAAGACAAGCACUAAAAUCAAUUUGGCCACAAUCAAAUAUUUUGCUUUGUAGGUUCCAUGUAUUACAGUCAGUUUGGAGAUGGUUAUGGGAUGUAAAACAUAAUAUCAAAAAUGAACACAGAAAAUUGUUAUUUAAAUUAUUUCAAAGUAUUUUAAUUGCACCUGAUUAUAAUAGUGCUCAUAAUGCCUAUACUACUGCUAUUGGCAAAACAAACACUAUAAAUAAUAGUAUAAGUGAUGAAAUUAUACCUCUUAAGUAUGAAAAAUGGGUGAAAUAUAUGAAUAAUUAUUGGGCGAGGAAAGAAUUAUGGUGUCUAGCUUUUAGAGAUGCUACUGUCCAUGGUUAUCAGACCAAUAAUUUUAGUGAAGUUAAUGUACGGAUUUUUAAAGACAUAGUACUCUCUAGAAAUAAGGCAUAUAAUGCCAUUGCACUGGUGGAUUUUAUUUGUACUGGCCUUGAAGAUUACUACUUAAGACGUUUAAGGACUUUUGUUAAUGGUAGAAAUGACACAGCUCGAUUGCUUUUUGAAGAUCAAAUAAAAAGAGCUGUUAAUAUUAAUAAAGAUUCAAUAGAAAAAUUGCCUAACAAUAUAUUUAAAGCACCAUCAGGGUCCGAUUGUGGUUAUUAUGAAGUAGAUGUUACUCAUGGAUUUUGUUCUUGUUCCAAAGGAAACUUGGGAGCUUUUUGCAAGCAUCAGGCAGCAGUAUACCAUCACUUUAACAGGGCCAUGCCUAAUUUACCAGCUAUUACUGUCGAUUCUCGCUAUAUGCUAGCUAAAUUAGCUUUUGGAGAGAUUGUACCUGAAAUAGCAUUUUAUAAGCCACUUCAUCUUGAAAAAAAUAAUUGUCAAUCUAGUGAAGAAACAACAGAAAUUGUUGAAGAUAAUGUAUUAUCAUCUCCAAUAAGAAAUACUAUAGUUGAAACUGAUGAUCAUCUUGAUAAUCAUAAUAUUGAUCAACAGUCGGAUGAAUAUGUUAACCAGAUUCAAGAAUUAAUUAAAACAAAUUUUGAAAAAUUUAAAAGUAAUACUUCAGUUUCUGUACUCUCUAAAUGUUUAGAUCGUUUGAAGAAAGUUAAGUCGAUUGCUACUUGGGAAUCAUUUUUGAGUACUGCUGGUAGUACUAUAUCACUAAGACAUCGAUCUCGUGCAACUAUUCAUGUACAGCCUACUACCAUAAGUAGAAGAAAGCCAGGUGUCACAAGAGGUAGUAAACGUUUAUUAGUAGGACGACCAGUGAAAACAGACAAUAACAAAAGAAAUGUAAUAAAAAGAAAAAGAAAUUUAGCCGAAAAUGUGAGGAAAAAUGUCCCAAAUGCCAAAGGUCAUUGA
This is a messenger RNA of Macrosiphum euphorbiae (potato aphid), 1401 nucleotides long. Lineage: Eukaryota; Metazoa; Arthropoda; Insecta; Hemiptera; Aphididae. The record is from the annotation of a GenBank genome assembly.